This is a messenger RNA of Sinocyclocheilus rhinocerous, 3221 nucleotides long. Its product is annotated as secretogranin-2-like. The transcript is spliced from 2 exons. Gene Ontology annotation, cellular component: secretory granule. The record is from RefSeq and is a predicted model, not a curated record. NCBI's taxonomy places the organism in Eukaryota, Metazoa, Chordata, Actinopteri, Cypriniformes, Cyprinidae. The coding region runs from base 112 to 1878 and encodes 588 amino acids.
UAGCGCGGGGAGCUGUCCGGUGCUGAAACACAACCGAAGCGCAUUGAGGCAACACGGAGGACAUGCUGUUCACGCUCAUUCACAUUCUCUGAGCUCUACACAAAAGGCGGUAUGAUGUUGUCACUACUGAAACUGUCCGCCGGAGGGGUGGCAGUCCUGCUCGUUACCCUCCUCCAAACACUAACCGUGCAGGGCACCUCCGUGCGCCACCAUCGCCUGCGAGGCGGAGACCAGGGUGGCUUCCUUGCUCCCAGCUCCGAUAUGAUCAAAGCUCUGGAGUACAUCGAAAGCUUGAAGCAGAGAGCCGAUGGACCAGAGAGUCCAACAGGGGACUACGACGAGGUGGACAAAUUCCGCUUUCUAGUGCAGCUCGCCUCCCUACAGGACGAGAACACACCCACGCAUGAGGACGCCACACGUUGGCCUGAUAACAAGGUGCCACAGUGGGUUCGAUCUCUGCUGCGGGUGCUUGAACAAGCUGGAGAGACUCUGGAAAGCCAGCCAGCGCCCAGAAAUGAGCGGCGUCCUCACAAGAGCAGACGCCCGGUGGCAGACGCAGAGAGCCCUGUUGGAGACUACGGGGGCUUCGUGAAGCCGCACAAGAAGUAUCCACUGAUGUUUGAGGACGAGGAGAACGGCAGGGACAGCAAGCGUGCGACUGAGGAUUUGGACGAGCAGUACACCCCUCAGAGCCUCGCCAACAUGCGCUCUAUAUUCGAAGAGCUUGGUAAACUGUCUGCCGCGCAGAACCAGAAGCGAGAGAACCAGGAUGAUGAAGACGCCGAAGACGACAAUGACCUCUACAAGGUUAGAAACUUGGCGUACGAGGAUGUGACCGGAGGGGAGGAAUGGGUGCCACUAGAGGAGCAGCUCGAGAUGGAGGAAGUAGUUAAAGGAAGCCGUGAAGAAUACGAACGAGGGCUAGGAGAUAACGGAGAGCAGGACGAGGCCAUUGAAAGACGAGCUAGCCCUACUGAAGACGAUGACGAGAACCCAGACGAUGACACAAAACUCGUGGAUUACUACCUGUUGAAGGUCUUGGAGAUGACAAACCAGGCACAAAAACGGGACCUGAUGGAAGGAAGGAGGAGGCUACUGUCCCAACCCUCUCUAAUCGACCCUAGGGCUAUCAAACAACUGCUGUCGGCUAUUUCAAUGAAGCUCCAGGUGCCUCCAGAGGACCUGGUUGGAAUGCUCUUCAUGGAGGAAACCAGAAAACAACAACGCCUUCCUGAGACCCAGCUGGCUAGGAAGCCCAGCCAACCUCGGUUCAAGAGCCGGGUCAUCAAGUAUUACAACGGUCGACAGCCUGAAGUCACAGUGAGUGAUAUCCCACCUGAUGUCAAAACUGAGGAUAUCAUGAAAGUCCUUGGGUUAGGGAAUCUGGCCAACAAGAACGCAAAAUUUUCUUUGCUAAAGCAAAGGCCCUACAAAACAGCCAUGGCAAAGUACUUCAACCCCAGCGGAAGACGGGGAAGCUUGUUCCUGUCCGAGUUAAACAAAGCUCCAAGCAAAAGAAAAGAUGAUUAUGAUGAUGAUGCAGUGGAUGAGGAUGAAGAGUCGACCUUCCUCGCUGCCAAACUCCUGACUGAGUACCCCGACACCAGCUCGAGCGAUCGCAAGAGAGCCAUCGAUUCUGCCACGAACGGACAGUUGCCUUAUGAUUUGUAUGAGGAGGCCAUGAAAGAUUUCUUUGAUCAGGUUGAUAAUGGAAAAAGCACACCCACCAAAAGAGACACCCAAGGGAAAGAGGAGCCCGAGGCGCCCCAAAAGCCGCCCACUCAAGAUUCAGCACAGGAGACCGUAGAUCAAACCCCACCUGUGCCUGGAACAGAAGAGGGUAAAGAGUAUCACGGGAAAAUGGUUGCAGGAAUGUGAAGAGCCUGAGUGUGUAUUUUUUUCCUCCUGCUCGUAUUCUGACAAGUCCCACCCCUUGACCUUUUAUCUCUUUGAUAUGGUUGCUAUGGCUACAUGAACGACUUCUGAACUGUCCAAAUUGCAAGCCGGUUGUAAGGAGCUCCUACUAGCCAAUCCUGCCAUAGAAGGGACUUGUCAGAGUAUGAAAGGGGGGAAAAAAUAUUGCUUACUCGUGGGACAUGCCUAUAUCUCCUCAAAAGUUAUUUUAAAAAAAGUAAACAGUUUAAAGUGCUUUAGUUUUCAUGGAAUUCUAUAUGAUGUAAAUAUAUAUGGUAUAUCAAUGUGCGGGAGUUCAAGUGUAUUUUAUCUGUCGUUUAUGAACUGGUGGUCCUCGAAAUGUUUUCUUGUUCCUUUUGUUGGCAUCAAGAGAAUGUUCCUGUAGUCGUAGGACUCCGCUUGCUGCAAACUUUACAAGCUAUUUCAUUAUCAAACCAAUAAAGUUGGAUGUGAUUCUCAUUUAUAAAUCAUUUUGUACGUGUUCUAAAGUGUGAGAAGAGAAACAUGAAUAAAGCAUUACUGUAUUAUUUUUCCUCUCGCUGUAUUGUGCUGCCUUAUUACACUGAGCAUGAUUCAACAUAAAAAUAUCAUAUUAUGACUUUAAACAAGAAACAUGAAACCCAGUCUGUGCUGGAUCUUGAAAAAGAAGAAAAAAUAUCAAUCACAUAUUAAUAUUUGCAUUUGAGGUCAUAGAAAAAGCCAAGGAUGUCCACUUGAUGAUACAGGACCUAAAAACAGCGCCAGGCAUAGUCUCAUAAUAAGAGAUAAUAAUAGAAAACAAAUCCAUUAAAGUGCACAAAAAUAAACUGCUGGAGGGAUUUUAGAAAGCACCGGAUGCAUUUAAUUAGAGAAAAUUGCAAACACUUGCCUGAGACUAAAUCAUAUCAAAAAGACAAUUUUAAUUAAAUCAACAAAGUGUGCUCAUAAAACAGCAUUAACAUUUCAUCAAAAGUGUUUUUUUUUCUUUUUUUUCUUGAACUAAAUGUCUCCUGAGACAUGCAACGUGUUUAAAAACAUGAAAAGGCACUUCAGAUAAGCCAAGGUUUAAGGUUAUUGCAAAUAUAUGAUUAUUAUAUAAAAUGAUUUUGAUAUAAAAGUUGAACAUUAUCAGCUGAAUCUAUGGUUGCAUUUGUAUAUGCAUGCUGGAGCCAUCACAGAAAUUCUGCAUUACAUUUAUUUUUAUAAGCUGACAAGACAUAACCUAUUCAAAAACACAACAUGAACCCUGAUUCAGUUCUAUUAAAAUUUGAGUGGAAUUGAUAAAGUUCAUACAAGCAUUGAGAAGAAAAUAAUAAUAAUAAUAAUAA